Messenger RNA from Mercenaria mercenaria, 19396 nucleotides. RefSeq names its product pikachurin-like. The transcript is spliced from 14 exons. Lineage: Eukaryota; Metazoa; Mollusca; Bivalvia; Venerida; Veneridae. The coding region runs from base 228 to 2996 and encodes 922 amino acids. The record is from RefSeq and is a predicted model, not a curated record. Gene Ontology annotation, molecular function: calcium ion binding.
CCGUUCAGCUCACGUAAGCGGCAAAACAUCAAUCGGAUUUCAAUACACACUUCGGCGUUUGAACUGUCGCAUAUCUUCUCACUGUGGACUUUAUGUCAGUGUCAUCAAGUUUGUAAACACCGUUUGACUGUGAUGCGUAGGUCUACGAAAAAAAAGGAUUUAUGUAGAAAAAUGACAUUUUCCUGCGAUUGGUAAGGUAAAGGACAUAACAUAACAGGUGUGACAUAAUGGCGGCGUUCUUUGAUCAUCAGUACACAUGGAUUAAAGUGAUAUUCAUUGUUACAUUGUUGUGUUUUCAUGUGAAACAUUUCAGCUGUAAGAAACACAAACAUCCUCCUGUUGUUGCAUUCUUUCAAGGCAGUUGCGGACGCGACGUAUGUGAUCAGGGUUGUCGUGACAUAGAUAAUGGAGGGUACAUUUGUGAAUGUUAUGGAGGUUUUAGACUCAAUCAUGAUGGAAUCUCAUGCUCAAAAAUAUCUAAAGACAUGCAGCUAUUACAAGAAACACACAUCGAAAGACCCGACAUAGUGAAGAUCAUCCCCAUUGACAAUGACAAUGAUGUUCACACAGACAUUUUACUUCAACCUUCAAAUGUAAAACCCAGUACAGGCUUGAAUGAAGUGACUUUUGAGAAGUCAGUUAUAUCGAAAGUUUCUAGUCAAAAAAAUUCACAGAAACUGAACAAAAUUUUAGAUGAUGUACAAGAAGACUUGAGACAGUCUGCAAAUGAAGUAACAUUUGGAAAAGGUGAUAUUAAAGAAGUUAAAAGUGUUGGUAUUGAAACAAUUGAAACAGUUACAACUGCUGAUAUAGGAGAUGAGAAUUCUAGUCCUAAUUCAAUCAAGAUUGUGACAUACGAUCAGACACCUGAAGCUCCUACUCUAGAAACAGACAAUUUACGCAGUUCAGAAACGUCCGGGAAUAAUGAGAACCUUCAGAAUCUUGUGCCUAAUCUUUUACCUGUAGUCCCUCAGUCCAGCGAUGACAGUAGUAGUAGGGGAAAAUGUGAUGAGUUUUCAUGUUUGAAUAACGGCAAAUGUGUAGAUGAUGGAACAGUGUUCAGAAACAAAGUUAGAUGUGAUUGCGAACUUGGAACACUAGGAUCUAAAUGUGAAAAAGAAGUGAAUAUUCGUUAUCCACGUUUUUAUGGCAACAGUUACAUGGCACUUCCUGUGUUGAAGAAUGGUUAUAAAGAGAUGAACAUUUUGCUUGAAUUUAAACCAGUGGCACAGUUUGGACUUCUUCUCUUCAGUUCAGAGUUUGAAGAUGCAAGAUCAGACUUCUUCUCCAUUGCUCUUAUAGACGGAUACCUAGAGUUCAGAUAUGACUGUGGGACUGGUAUGGGUGUUGUAAGGUCAUCAGGUCCUGUUGUCAUGGAUACAUGGAACACACUAAGGAUCCACAGACAUGAAACCAUGGCGACAAUGUGGCUAAAUGAUGAGCAACCUGUGCAAGGAACAUCAUUGGGUUCGUAUUCACGUCUGACACUGAGGUUAAAUCUCUAUGUGGGUGGAUAUGACAAUAUAGACCAGAUUCAGGACAAGAUUGGCACAAGCAAGGCAUUUGUGGGUUGUGUUGAGCAUGUCGUUGUCAAUGACUACAAGUUUGACCUGAGGAAAGCAGAACUUGUUGGAGAUGCUCAGUUUGGUGCUAAUGUUGGUGAAUGUAGUGAAGGACUGUGUGACAAUGUUGUUUGCCAAAAUGGCGGGAAAUGUCAGGUGACCUCAGCGGACAGUCAUGUUUGUUUAUGUCCUCUUGGAACAGGAGGUGAAAGCUGCCAACAUGUGAUGGAUGUACACAUACCAGAAUUUCAGGGUCACUCGUACCUUGAAUUUGAAGGCCUAGGUAGAUCAGCUCUCCUGUUUCUGGAGAUAGAAAUAGUUCUCAAAGCAACGAAAGCAGACGGUCUGAUACUAUACAAUGGCUACACUUUAGACAGGAUGGGGGACUUUAUAUCAUUAGCCUUACAAGAUGGUCACCUGGAAUUCAGGUUUGACCUUGGCACUGGACCAGCUAUUAUAAGGUUGGAAAAUCGGAUCUCACUGAACCGCUGGCACUGGGUAAAGGUGUCUCGCACUGGAAUGGAAGGCAUUCUUGAGAUAGAUGAUCAGGUUGCAGCUAUUGGUCAGUCCCAGGGGGCAUUCACGCAACUCACCGUCACACAGAGCAUGUACGUUGGUGGACAUAGGAACUUUGAUGAAACAUCAAAGCUAGCCAAUGUUUCACAGUCGUUUGAUGGCUGUAUACAAAAGUUGAUUAUAAACAAUCGUCCAGUCAGUCUGAUACAGGAUGCUUUAUCUGGUGUAAAUAUUGAGAGCUGUGAACAUCCGUGUGAGGGGAAGCCAUGUUUAAAUGGUGGAGAAUGUUUACCGAGGAAAGAUGUCUACACAUGUUACUGCCCACUUGGAUACGCUGGAAACAACUGCCAGAAAAAUACAGAGAAAGAUAUGACAAAACCGAGGUUUUCCUCUGAAAGCUACUUGAUAUACAAGCAAAAAGUGGUAGCAAAAAAAAUUGGUGGAGACAAAAUUGACAUAAAAUUUUCCAUAAAACCAGUAUCAAGAAAUGGCCUGCUUCUGUGGAGUGGUCCUGAUAUUAUGCAGGCGACAAGUGAUUACAUUGCUCUUGGCUUUAAAGAUGGUGCUCUUCAGUUCCGGUAUAAUUUAGGAAGUGGAGAGGUUGUGAUCUCGUACAACAAUUCCAGAUUGUUUGAUGGAAAAUGGCACAAUAUACAUGCUCAGAGAGACAAACAAGAUGGCUAUAUUUCUGUGGAUGGAAAAGAGAUUGUAGAGGGAAGUGCAAAAGGCAGCUAUACUAUGUUAAAUACAAACAAAAUUCUUUACAUAGGUGGCAUGCCAGAUGUAUCACAGGGGACUUUACGCAAGUUUAGUUCAGGUUACAAUGGAUGUAUCCAGGAAAUGGUUCUAGAUAAUGAUUUCUCCCUAUCACUUCUACAGUCUGCAGACAGUGGUAGAAAUAUUGUACCAUGCUCAUAGUAGCUUCAUUCUACUUUCAUAUACAAACACAAACGAUGUUAUACAAUGAAGAAGAGGUUGAAAAAUAUAACACUUACCGUUGAUAUGUGAUAAAGGAGAAAUAUGAUACAGAAGCUAUGUUUUAGAUAGCUUUUGAAAAGAAAAAAAGUAAAGCAGCAAAAUGUUUAUAUAUGUACUUUACAUUAUACAUUAUAUGAAAACAACAAAAUGCACUACACACUUAAAGUGUUCUUUUCAUACAGACUGUACCAGAAUAAAACAGCGAAAAACACACAUAAAUGGCACUUUGCUUUAUGAGUUGUGCAGUGAAAGACAGUAUACAUGUACUUUGAUUUAAAGCAGUGUGGGACAAUGUGGAUACUGAGGUGAAAACACAGUUCAUACUUUAAUAGACAGCUUUAUGAAUAUCAUUCUGAUAUUGAAAUAGUAUACAUGUUAGUGCUUUAAAUGAACAACUGAACUCUUGACAACAUAAGUACAUGAUUGAGAAUGUUUGUGCCAUACUUGCCAUAUGGUAUUUCUUGUGUAGUGUAUAUAAUGUACAUAUACAUUACAACAGAAUAUAAAUUAGGCUUAAAACUAACAAUAGUCCCAUGUGUGUUAUAGAAAUGUUUAAUUCAGUCGCUGUAUGAUUAUUUUUAUCCUGAUAAGCUUCUAUACACCUUAUACAUGUAAAAUAUCACCAAGUCAUAAAAGUGUAUAUAGGUUCAGUAAGUAUGUAUGCUCUACCUUUAACAUAUGUCGUGUAACCAGUGAAGUGUGAACAUUACAGUCUAACUUUGUUCCUGAACUCGUCGGGACAAGCAAAGUUUACUCUAGUUAUCAGUAGUUCGAGCCGUCAAACUAAAUACAUUGUAUAGGGAUUUGGCUGGGACCUGACAAUGAGUUAGGAUGAAGAAUGAUGUUUGAAUUAUCAGAGUUCAAGCGAACAAAGUUUGACUGUAUAUAGUUCUGCGAUUUUGAUUGUAAGAUUAAUAACAUCUGAGAUUUUGUUAUGAUUAAAUGAUACACAGUCUGGAAUUGAAAUGAAGCUGUAAUAUUUUAAAAGUUUCAGAAAGAUAUUACCUUAGUUAGCUGAAGGAUUUUCAGUGUAAUGAAUUUUGACUGGAUGUGAAUUUUGAAUUUUGACUUAUGUUGAAUGGAACUGAUCCCGUCUAAAGUUGUUCACAGAGCAAUAAUGUUUUCUUUUUAUACCUGGUAGAUAAUACAGACUGAUAUUUUAUAUCAAAAUCUGCACCUGAAGUCUACAACUAAUAAUGGGAUCUUCACCAAACUUGGUCUGAAGCAUACUUACAUUCCUUGGAAUUAUUCAGGUCAUCAAGUUCAAACUACCUUUUUGCAUGAAUGAAUUGAUAGUAACUUCACACUGACCUUGGUAUUAAAUUGUGCUCACAGCAGAAAAUGGAUACAAAAGCCAUAAAAUAUACUUGAAUGUCUUGAUAGAUUUUUACUGAACAUGUUUCAUAACUACAUGAAUUUCUCUUUUUCCAAAGUGAGAGAUAAUAUGGCCAUUUUAAUUGUCUGGUCAGCAGACUUUUCUUAAUAUAUUAUGAAAUUUUAAUACAUGUAACUUGUACCCAAUUUUGCAUUUUAGAAGAAUACAUAUUAACUUGAGACAGGAAAUGGCAUAGGACAAUCUUUAUGUAAAUAACUGCAUUCUUUAAGACUUAUUAAAUUUUUUCCCCAGAGACAUACUGGGAGGACACUGAGAUAUUGUUAGAAUUAUGAUAUUUAAUGGCUAAGUGUUGUUUUGGGUAUAUUUUUACAGCUAUGAAAUAUGUUUGUGCCAUAAUACAUUAAGCUGUGUUGUUUGUGAUUGUUCUGUUUAAGUGUAUUAAACAAUGAUUGUGUGGAUAUUUGUUUACUUGUUUAGAUAGGCAUAUAAUGCACUUAUUUUUGUAGUAAUGUGAUAUGUGUUAACAUGUUUAAAAUCCUUUUUUUUUGCAUUUUCGGAACUGCUGCAAGUCUUACAUGUAUUUGUUAAGUUAGUGUAAGAAAUUCCAGAAAAUACCAUUUCUGCUCUUCCAUUGUCGCUAACUUUCCUUUCUUCCAUUGUCGCUAACUUUCCUUUCUUCCAUUGUUGCUAACUUUCCUUAACUAUGAGACUUAAGAAUUAUCUAAAAAAAAAAAAAAAAGUGGGAUAUUUAUUUUUGAAUCGAAAGUUAUUUGUAGAGCAUAUUAGUAUUGACAGCAGGAAAGAAUAGAAUGCCCAUGGUCCUUAAAAAACUGUCAUGUGAUGUGUUUAUAUUAUUUUACAAAGAUGUGCAAUGACAAGGUAUUCAGUUUUGAAUGUUACAAAACUUUAAUGUUGGAUGUUAUAGUUUCAUGUUGUUUUCUGUUUGAUGGUUGUUACACCUUAACUCUGUAUACACAGAGUGGUGCAGUUUAUUCACUUUUUUAUUUUCCUCAAGAUGUUAAGUGUUACUUACAGCCUGUUGUGACUUGUUCAUUUUCGGAAACUGUGCAAUGAGCCAUAACCUGAACUUAAAAUCAUUUAUAUGACUGUACUAUUGUUGAUAAUAAAGGGUUGUAUCUCCUACAUGCGGCCCAUUUUUGACUAGUUUGAUAAAUAUCUACAGAAGAAAAAUAUUCUAUUUGCCGUUUACAGCCUUAUAAGAUUGUAUGUUAUUGGCUUUGAGAUAUAUUAUGAAUGAAGAUUGUUUUCUUAAAAUGUGGGAGUUAUGUUCCAUUUAUUAAAACACACAAAAGUCUCCUGUUAAAUGUUUUCUAAACUUUUAUUUCUGAUAUUUCAACAAUUAAAUUUCCAACAAUAAUGUUUCUUUACUUUCACAAAGUUACUUAGUUUAAAACACAAAGUUUCCUUUAAGAUUAAUAACACAAGAGUUGAUCACUAAGAGUCCUUAAUUUGUUCACUAAGUAAAAUGUAGCUUAACCCUUUCCCACAUCGAUACGUUUAUCACCGUAUCUAUCGAUUACCAAACAGAAACGUAUUGACCCGUGUCUAUCGAUUACCUGAUAGAAACAUAUAAUACCGAUUAACGGCCAUUUGAACAGAAUCGUGUUAUCCCGUGUCUCAUAAUCAAUCGUUUUAUUUUCGUUCUUUUCCUAAAGAAACAAAUUCUGGAUGUUUACUAACUCAAAAUACGAGAUUUCGUCAUCAUUAUUUACGUACAAGAUCAUGUGGUUACUAUUUAAAUUUAUCGAGUACUUUGCAAGAAAAAACACCGGGGUUUUUUCCUACAUGUGCACGACGCUACGUCAUGGAAAAUUACUGAGAAAACUACUUGCAACUGGCCGGUUCGCGGGACUUUCCUCGUUCUAAAAAUAACAACCAUUUAAUAUCGAAGUAUUUUUAAAUGUGUUAGAUCAUGAAGGUCACGCGUGAUAUAUGCGGAUUUCCCCUAAACAACAAUUUGUGUAUACGAUGGCUUGGAAUUUAUGGCCUUACAUAACAGGAAGUGUUAAUCAAAAUAGAAGGAACACGGCUUCCAAAUAUUUUAUGACACCCCAAGAGUUAAUUGCAGCGGAAGUCACCUGUGAUGUACCGACGUUUGAUCAUCAAAAUAUUACGUAAUAUUAUCUAAAAAUAUUUUAAUUUUUAGCACAAGAAUACUGUUGUCAGUUACGAGUCUCGAUGUCAGCGAUCUUUUUGCACUUUCAGAAAUUUUAUGAUCCGUUAUUUAUGUAGUGUUUUUCAGUUUGAUGGUUGUUUUCUUUAUAUAAAUACUUACCGAUUCCGAUUCGGAAGAUGAGUCUAUUAACUAUAAAUCAAACUUUCAAACAUCAAAAUAAAAAUGUAUAUGAAUUUCAAUGUGAAAGUAAUCCAAAACAGAAUUUUAUGCCUAAAAAUAUAUUUCCCUUAAUUACUUUAACACUUUAUAUCUUCGAAACUCAAAGAGAAACUACAAUAAAUUUUGUAUCAUCGGAAAGAGAAUUUAAAUUGCUAUAAACUUUAUAUUGACAAAAAUAAUGUCAAACUCACAGAAAAUAUUAAAAUAAUGACAUUUUUAACAUAAGUGUGUGUAAUCACAAAAUAAUGCCAACACCUCUGUUCAGAUAAGACAGUCACGCUUAUCAGCCAUAUACCGAUUAUUCAUUAUUGAUUAUCACUUAUCAGUGUUAUGUAAAAGAGGCUACUUUGGCUUCUGUUCUGUGUGGUAAAGGGUUAAGUAACACAAAGUAUCUAUAUAUUUAUUUUUGAAAAUCAGGUUUAUAUACUUUCUUAUUAUUUGGCUUAACAAAGGAUGCAUCACUUUUGAUAAUCAUCAAACAACAAACAGUCUGAACAGUCUGAUUAGAUAUAAACCUGGAAGUUUUUGGUGAUAAAACAAAUGUCUAUAUCCAUUAAAUAAAGAUCUUCAGAUAAAUACCAUUGACAGCUUCUUAAAGAGACUGGACACAAGUGCUAUAAGGCAAACACCUUAAGCUUUCUUGACAUAUGUAAGAUUUGCACAGAUUAUGAUUUUAAGGAAAUUAAUUUUCAAAAUACAAACUAAAUCAAACAUUGUAGUAACCUCAAAAUUGAAAGUAUAAUUUUCAAAAUCUACAUGUUUUAAUGAAAAUUUUGAUACCAAACACAAUUAUGUUCUUACAUGAUAUGUUACAGUAUAUGAUGUUCUGUAAUAGAAAAUUAUGCAUCAUAAUAGAUACAUUUAUCAUAUAUUCUAAUAUGCUUGUUUCUGUUAAAACACGCUUAUGCUAAAAUGACGUCAUGUAAACGUGCCAUAACGUCAAUAUUUUUGUUGCGACCAAGAAAGAGUGUAUAGCAAAAUCGUGUUUUACCUAAAUUAAUACACUCUAAAUCAGUUAUACAUUGCCAGAAUCAUUCCUGUAUUAAUAACAUUAAAACACAGUUUUUCUGUACAUUAUUUCUUAAGUGAAAAGGGUUGUAAAUGGUAGAUACAACUUUACAUAGUAGUAGUAGUAAAAAGGGUAUAUGUGCAAAUGGUUAGAUAAUUUCAGAACAAUCAGUAUAGUGACAGUUGUUUUUGUUAGUAUUCUGAAGCAUUAAAUAUGAAGAUGCAGUAUGGCAAGGAACAGUUUUGGUGAGAAAUCUGUAAAACAAAAUGAACAGUUUUUUUUAGUCCCCUACUGGUUGAAAACCAGUUUUGGGGACUAUAGGAAUGUGCUUUUCCGUCUGUCAUUCUGUCAUUCCGUCAUUCCGUCCGUCUGCAAUUUCGUGUCCGGUCCAUAACUCUGUCAUCCAUGAAGGGAUUUUAAUAUUACUUGGCACAAAUGUUCCCCAUGAUGAGACGACAUGUCAAGCACAAAACCCGAACCCCUAGCUUAAAGGUCAAGGUCACAAUUGGAGGUCAAAGGUCAACAGGGCCUUUUUCCUGUGCGGUCCAUAACUCUGCCAUCCAUGAAGGGAUUUUAAUAUAACUUGGCACAAAUGUACCUUAUAAUAAGACGAUGUGUCAUGCACAACUUUCAGACCCCUAGCUAGGUGAAGGUCACACUUGGCAGUCAAAUGUUAACAUGUUAUGAACAGGGUCUGUUUCAUGUCCGGUCCAUAACUUUACCAUCCAUGAAGGUAUUUUAAUAUUACUUGGCACAAAUGUUCCCCAUGAUGAGAUGACAUGUCAUGCGCAAAACCCGGACUUCUAGCUCAAAGGUCAAGGUCACAAUUUGAGGUCAAAGGUCAAUAGGGUUUUUUUCCUGUCAGGUCCAGACCUCUGUCAUCCGUCAAAGGAUUUUAAUAUUACUUGGCAUAAAUGUUCCCCAUGAUGAGACGACAUGUCAUGCGCAACACCCAGAACCCUAGCUUGUAACUUGGCAUAAAUUUUCACUACCAUGAGACGUAUUGUUGUGCGCAAGAACCAGGUCCCUAGGUCUAAGGUCAAGGUCACACUUAGAGGUCAAAUGCCAAAUUCAAGAAAGAUUUUGUCCAGAGCCUUUCUUCUUUAUGCAUUGAGGGAUUUUGAUGUAACUUGGCACAAAUGUUCACCACCAUAAGGCACUCUUGUUUUUAGAUUUUUAAAAUUAUGUCCCUUUGUUGUUACUAUAAAUAGCUUAUAUUGUAACUUAUUUAUUACAGGCCAUAGGGAAAAAUUGAGACCUGUGGUACAACAUGCAUGUUACAUCCAAUUUUUAAGUGUAUUUUGACCAAUCUCUACCUGGUAAAAAGUUUUGUGUGGACUCGUAUAGAAUUAUUAUUUUUUUUUUUUUUUUUUUUUUGCUAUAAAUAACUUAUAUGAUACCUUUUUGAUAAUCGGCCAAAAAAAAUUCUAUAUGAAAACAACUAUAGGUUUUUAUUUAUACAAAUUUUAAUCCAAGUGUUUUGUUAUAACAUAUUGUAAUAUAGUACAAUAUUGUUUAUACAUUAUUGACAGAUAUCAGUUCAUUGUGUUAUACUGCAGUAGAGAAAAUAUGGUGCCUUCCAGUAGGGGACUUUGUAUUGCAUGGCAAUACUUCAUUCACUUGUUUUUUCAGUUUUGUCAAAACAAAUGUUUUUCACUUACUACCAUUUUUUGUGGAAUUGAUUUGUUGUUGAUAAUAACAUGUUUUGCAAAAAUCAAAAGUAUCUUUUUAACACACCAGAACACAAUGUGCUCAAGGUGAGCUAUUGUUAUCAUUCAUCAUGUGUCUGUCAAUCAUUUAGCGGUGCUCAACAGAUCUCUAAAACCAUUUGUUGAAAAGUGAAGAUGGCAGUUUCUUGGAUAGUCCUCUUCUAAAGUUGUUCAAAGGUUCCUUUUGAAGCAGCCAAAGUUAAAAACAGAAAUAGAAAAUCUUCAAACAACAUCACCUAAUGUUUAAUCCCAUUUUGAAAUAGUUCCAUGCAAAUAUUCCUUUGGUGACUCUUUACCAAGAAUGUUUACAUCAUUACAGAACAUCAAAAAAUGCUAGGGGCAGACUAGUUUUCCAUGUAUGGCUUUAUGGAAAACUUUGAAAAUCUUCUCUAAACCUGCAGGUCAGUUUUCAAAGGAAUUUGACCAAAUUAUUUAUUGUAACCAGGUCAUAUGAUCUUUGAAACUCUAGUGAGAGAUACAAGGCCAUCUGGCCCUCUUAUUUUACCUUUGUUUUGCGUAUUAAAUUUUUUAUUGUGAUCUGUUCAUUAUUUAUACCUGUAAACAUUCCUCCUUAAUACAUUCCAUUAUUCAUUUACAAACAAUUUUGUCAGUGUCUUUUACAAAAUCAAAUUUUGUUUCAGUUUUUAGCUUGACUUUUCCAAGAAAAAGUAGAGCUAUUGCACUUGCCCUGGUGUUGCCGUUGGUUAAAGUUUUUGAUAAAGUCAAAUUUUUUUGUUACCAUCAAAGCUAUUGACUUGAAACUUUUAUUUACUAUCAAAGUCUACACCAGGAGAAACAAUCCCCAUAACUCUGAUUUGAAUUUUGAGAGAGUUAUGUCCCUUUUUAACUUAGAAUUUUUUUGUUAAAGUUUUUGAUAAAGUUAAAUAUCUCUUGUUACUAUCAAAGCUAUUGACUUGAAACUUAAAACAGUUAUUUACUAUCAAAGUCUACACCAGGAGAAACAAUCUGCUUAACUCUGAUUGAAUUUUGACAGAGUUAUGCCCCUUUUUAGGUUGAAGUUUUUGAUAAAGUAAAAUAUCUGUGUUACUAUCAAAGCUUUUGACUUGAAACUUAAAACAUUUAUUAAUUAUCAAAGUCUACACCAGGAGAAACAAUCCCCAUAACUCUGGUUUGAAUUUUGACAGAGUUAUGCCCCUUUUCAACUUAGAAAUUUUUGGUUAAAGUUUUUGAUGAAGUCAAAUAUCUCUGUUACUAUCAAAGCUUUUGACUUGAAACUUAGAAUGUUUAUUUACUAUCAAAGUCUACACCAGGAGAAACAAUCCCCAUAACUCUGGUUUGAAUUUUGACAAAGUUAUGCCCCUUUUUAGAAAUUUUUGGUUAAAGUUUGAUUAAGUUUUUAUUACUGGCAAAGCUCUAAUUCAGAGUGAAGCACUGAGAAAAGUCAAGCCUGCUUGUCUUACGGACACUUCUUGUUAAAAACUCUACUGUAUAUAGUUACCAUUCAGGAUUUGAGAGUUUUUGUUGUUGUUCUUUUUAAGACAGAGAAAAAAACAUUUUGGCCUCAUUUAGGACUGCCAUCUGUGUAGCAGGUGUAUGGAAACUCACAUUGUUUGUUACAGACUAUAAAAAGGGAUUGUGGUAUUGGAAAGUGUUUGAGUAGUUCAAAUAGAUUUAUUCGCCACUUUGUCAGGGAAUCUUCUAUACAUUUGUACAUUUUGUUCAUCAGGUCAGUUACAAGAGUAUUUGAAUAAGAAAACACUUGUUUUAACUUUCUUUUCACACAAAUGUUUUUGCUACAUAUUAAAGUUACAGAUUUUUGUUAUUUAGUUAAAAUUAGCUUUUCAUGAAAUUAAAGUUUGAAGAUAUACAAAAAAAUUACCAGUAUGUGUGAUGCUAUUUCGAUGUAAAUGAGAUGUGAAACCAAAAUUUGUAGUCCUGUUUGGUGCCAUAUAACCUAUACUGCAUUGAUGCGCCGUAAAACCCAAAUAAAUAAAUCAUUUUCCAAAAUAUAUAUGAGGAAAUAAGUCUGAACAUCUUUUCCCAAAUUCAUGCAUACACACUUAUGCUUGCUAACAGAUAGUUUGUGCCCACUGCUAUUUCUGUAAAUAGCAACUUUUCUGUGAUCUUAUAAUAUAUCUUGCCACACUAAACAUUUUCUCUGCUUUUAUUGUUGUAAAAGUGAUCAGUGUACAUAUAAUUAUAUAUUAGAUUUCAGAAUUAGAAUUGUGUUUGUGAUAUUCAACAAGAGUACAGAAUAGAGUUUUCAGCAGUAAAACAGUUGAAGGAUAUGAAAGCUUGCAUUUAGUUUGUGAAUUUACAUUCAGCCUAUAAAAGCUAAUUGCAUUUGAUUACUGUAAUAAAAAAUACCAUUAUAGUUAUGCUGUUAGGGGCCAGACAUGGGAGGGUCUUUGGGGCCAAAAAUAUAGGAGUAUGUCAUUAAUACUGAAAAAAAAUGUUACAACCACUACAUUGACCUUGUGUCCCUUUUAUUGAACAUUGAAUAUUGUAAACAUAUGCUAGUACCGGUACUUGUUGUUCCUAAACUGGUGCCAGCAGUAUAUAAUGACCUCUUCUGAAAUAGAGAACAAUUUUCAUACAGACUGAUCAGGGGACAUUUGUGAACAUCACAUAAUACAAUUCAGAAAAAUGUAUACCUGUACUUUAAACAUUGAAAUGAAAUCACUUUCUGAGGCAAUUUUCAGUUCAUUGUAGCCAUGUGUGACAAAUGUCUCAAGACUUAUUGCUAUAUCACCAGCUUUGGCAUCAUCAUUCCUACAGAUUCUGUUAACUAUCACAACAGCAGUCAAGUCUCCUCGUACUUGGACUCAGUGUUGUAAUAUUAUCUGGUCCUUUCGGAUCAUGGAAUCCAUUCAGUGACUAUGGUAAUAGAAUUCAGCUUAAGUCAGUGCUAGGGGGAAUGAGGGGUGUAGCACAUUCCAUUACCUCACAUGAACAGAUUCAGUAAAACCAACUCUGCUAUUAUUUUAUGGUGCGUUCUGUGUUUCCAAAGGAUCUUCUUACAGAUUUUAUUAGCAAGCUCAUAUCUCAUUCUCAUUACUUAUCACAACUGAAUGAAACUUCUUACCUGCCUUCCCUGUAAUACUAUAGGAGCUAUAUUGGAGUAAUUUGUGUCCACUUGUUGGUCCAUCCGUCCAUAUUCGUGUCUGCUCCAUGUCCUCUUAACUACAUUGAAGAUUUUCAUAAAACUAGCAUCAGUUGUUUACCUCAUCAAGACGACAUGCAGAGUGCACACCCAGGUCACUCGGUCCAAGGAUAUCUAAUAGCUUAACUUUUAUGUCCACUCCGUGUUCUUUAAACCGCUUCAAAGAUGUUCAUAAAACUAGCAUCAAAUAAUUACUUCCAUCAAGAUGGUACAUCCUAGGUCACUUAGGCUAAGGUCAGGGUCACACUUGUAGGUCAAACUAUAGUCCCCUCAUUCACAGAACAGCCUAUUUGCCAGGGGAUAUAUACAUUCACUGAAUUGGCUUGUUGUUUUUUUUGCAUUGGCAUCUACAUGGUAAAGUUUUAUUGUAAGCUGGUAUCUCAGUACACACAAACAGGAUAGAUUGAAACUUCACACAUUUGUUCACUAUGAUGGUCUGACUUGCAUUGCACAGGUUCCAUAAAUCUGUUUACAAUUGUUACAAAGUUAUGCCCCUUUUUGACUUUGCAAUUUUUUGUUAGCUCACCUGUCACAAAGUGACAAGGUGGGCUUUUGUGAUCGCGCAGUGUCCGUCGUCCGUCCGUCCGUAAACUUUUGCUUGUCACAUUUUUUGUGGGAUCUUUAUGAAAGUUGGUCAGAAUGUUCAUCUUGAUGAUAUCUAGGUCAAGUUGAAACUGGGUCACGUGCCUUCAAAAACUAGGUCAGUAGGUCUAAAAAUAGAAAAACCUUGUGACCUCUCUAGAGGCCAUAUAUUUCACAAGAUCUUCAUGAAAAUUGGUCAGAACGUUCACCUUGAUGAUAUCUAGGUCAAGUUUGAAACUGGGUCACGUGCCUUCAAAAAGUAGGUCAGUAGGUCUAAAAAUAGAAAAACCUUGUGACCUCUCUAGAGGCCAUAUUUUUCACAAGAUCUUCAUGAAAAUUGGUCAGAAUGUUCACCUUGAUGAUAUCUAGGUCAAGUUCGAAACUGGGCCACGUGCCUUCAAAAACUAGGUCAGUAGGUCUAAAAUAGAAAAACCUUGUGACCUCUCUAGAGGCCAUAUAUUUCACAAGAUCUUCAUGAAAAUUGGUCAGAAUGUUCACCUUGAUAAUAUCAAGGUCAAGUUCGAAACUGGGUCACGUGCCUUAAAAAACUAGGUCAGUAGGUCUAAAAAUAGAAAAACCUUGUGACCUCUCUAGAGGCCAUAUAUUUCACAAGAUCUUCAUGGAAAUUCAUCAGAAUGUUCACCUUGAUGAUAUCUAGGUCAAUUUCGAAACUGGGUCACAUGCCUUCAAAAACUAGGUCAGUAGGUCUAAAAAUAGAAAAACCUUGUGACCUCUCUAGAGGCCAUAUAUUUCAUAAGAUCUUCAUGAAAAUUGGUCAGAACGUUCACCUUGAUGAUAUCUAGGUCAGGUUCGAAUCUGGGUCACGUGCCUUCAAAAACUAGGUCAGUAGGUCAAAUAAUAGAAAAACCUUGUGACCUCUCUAAAAGCCAUAUUUUUCAUGGGAUCUGUAUGAAAGUUGGUCUGAAUGUUCAUCUUGAUGAUAUCUAGGUCAAGUUCGAAACUGGGUUAGUGCGGUCAAAAACUCGGUCAGUAGGUCUAAAAAUAGAAAAAUCUUGUGACCUCUCUAGAGGCCAUAUAUUUCAUGAGAUCUUCAUGAAAAUUGGUCAGAAUGUUCACCUUGAUGAUAUCUAGGUCAAGUUCGAAAGUGGGUCAGGUGCCGUCAAAAACUAGGUCAGUAGGUCAAAUAAUAGAAAAACCUUAUGACCUCUCUAGAGGCCAUAUUUUUCAUGGGAUCUGUAUGAAAAUUGGUCUGAAUGUUCACCUUGAUGAUAUCUAGGUCAAGUUCGAAAGUGGUUCACAUGCCAUCAAAAACUAGGUCAGUAGGUCAAAUAAUAGAUAAACCUUAUAACCUCUCUAAAGGCCAUAUUUUUCAUGGGAUCUGUAUGAUAUUGGUCUGAAUGUUCAUCUUGAUGAUAUCCAGGUCAAGUUCGAAAUAGGGUCAUGUGCGGUCAAAAACUAGGUCAGUAGGUCUAAAAAUAGAAAAACCUUGUGACCUCUCUAGAGGCCAUACUUGUGAAUGGAUCUCCAUAAAAAUUGGUCAGAAUGUUCAUCUUGAUGAUAUCUAGUUCAGGUUUGAAAGUGGGUCAUGUGCCGUCAAAAAGUAGGUCAGUAGGUCAAAUAAUGAAAAAACGUUGUGACCUCUCUAGAGGCCAUAUUUUUCAUGGGAUCUGUAUGAAAGUUGGUCUGAAUGAUGAUUUUGAUGAUAUAUAGGUCAAGUUUGAAACUGGGUCAACUUCAAUAAAAAACUAGGUCAGUAGGUCUUGAAAUAGAAAAACCUUGUGACCUCUCUAGAGGCCAUACCCUUGAAUGGAUCUUCAUGAAAAUUGGUCAGAUUGUUCACCUUGAUAUCUAGGUCAAGUUUGAAAUGGGUCACAUGCCUUAAAAAACUAGGUCAGUAGGUCAAAUAAUAAAAAAACCUUGUGACCUCUCUAGAGGCCAUACUUUUCAUGGGAUCUGUAUGAAAGUUGGUCUGAAUGUUCAUCUUGAUGAUAUCUAGGUCAGGUUUGAAAUUGGGUCAACUGCGGUCAAAAACUAUGUCAGUAGGUCAAAAAUUAGAAAAAUCUUUUGACCUCUCUAGAGGCCAUAUUUUUCAAUGGAUCUUCCUAAAAAUUGAUUUAAAUGUUCACCUUGAUGAUAUUUAGGUCAGUUUAGAAACUGGGUCACGUACAGUCAAAAACUAGGCCAGUAGGUAUAAAAAUAGAAAAACCUUGUGACCUCUCUAGAGGCCAUAUUUUUCAUGAGAUCUUUAUGAAAAUUAGUGAGAAUGUUCACCUUGAUGACAUCUAGGUAAAGUUCAAAACAGGGUCACGUACCUUCGAAAACUAGGUCAAUAGGUCAAAUAAUAGAAAAACCUUGUGACCUCUCUAGAGGCCAUAUUUUUCAAUGGAUCUUCAUGAAAAUUGGUCAGAUUUUUUAUCUUGAUAAUAUCUAGGUCAAGUUCAAAACUGGGUCACAUGAGCUCAAAAACUAGGUCACUAUGUCAAAUAAUAGAAAAAACGACGUCAUACUCAAAACUGGGUCAUGUGGGAAGAGGUGAGCGAUUCAGGACCAUCAUGGUCCACUUGUUAAGUUAUGUAUGUAUGCUGGUAUCUCAGUACCCACUAAUGGGAAAUGGAUUGAAAAUCUGACGUGCAUAGCACAGUUUUACAAAUGUAUGCCCCUUUUUCAACUUAAAAAUAUUUUUGGGGUAAUCUGUCAUCUCAUUAAGCAUUAUAAGAGGGGAAAAGUCUAUGACACAAAAUUGUUGCCCCUUUUGUUAGCCCACCAUCAUCAGAUGGUGGGCUAUUAAAAUCACUCUGCGUCCGUGGUCCGUCCGUCCGUCAUUCCGUCCGUCCGUCAGUCCGUCCGUCUGUCCGUCCGUUAACAAUUUCUCGUUAUCGCAUCUCCUCAGAAACUACUGGGGGGAUUUUGACCAAACUUUGUCAGAAUGAUGUAUUGGUACCCUAGUUGUGUCCCCCUGAAAAUCAGACUGGUUCAACAAUUUAUGAGUGAAUUAUGGCCCUUUGUUUAUUUCUAUAAUUUAUAUAGGGAAAAACUUUGAAAACUUUCUUGUCCAAAACCACAGAGCCUAGGGCUUUGAUAUUUGGCAUGAAGCAUCAUCUAAUGGUCCUCUACCAAGAUGAUUCAAAUUAUUUCUCUGGGGUCAAAUAUGGCAGCGCCCUGGGGGUCACAUGGUUUAUAUAGACUUAUAUAGGGAAAAACUUUGAAUAACCUCUUGUCCAAAACCACAGGGCCUAGGGCUUUGAUAUUUUGUAUGUGACAUCAUCUAGUGGUCUUCAACUAAGAUUGUUCAAAUUAUACCCCUAGGGUCAAAUAUGGCCCCGCCCUGGGGGUCAUAUGGUUUACAUAGACUUAUAUAGGGAAAAACUUUGAAAAUCUUCUUGUCCAAACCACAAAGCCUAGGGCUUUGAUACUUGUAAUGUAGCAUCAUCUAGUGGUUCUCUACCAAGUUUGUUCAAAUUAUCCUCCUAGGGUUAAAUAUGGCCCUGCCCCCGGGGUCACAUGGUUCAUAUAGACUUAUAUAGGGAAAAACUUUUAAAAUGUUCUUGUCAGUAACUACAACAUUCAAACUUGGACCACAUGUAUAUUUUUGAGUGGCAAGAUGAACCUUGACAUGAGUUGACCUUGAUUUUGACCUAGUGACCUACUUUCACAUUUCUGUAGCUACAGCCUUCAAAUUUGGACCACAUGCAUAAUUUUGUGCACUGGAAAAAACUUUGACCUUUAUUUUGACCUAGUGACCUACUUUCACAUUUUUGAAGGUACAGGCAUCAAAUUUGGACCAUAUGCAUAGUUUCGUGUUUCAAAAUGAAAUUUGACAUUGAUUUUGACCUAGUGACCUACUUUCACAUUUCUCAAGCUACAGCCUUCAUAUUUGGACUACAUGCAUAGUUUUGUGUACCGAAAAAAACUUUGACCUUGACAUUGACCUAGUGACCUACUUUCACAUUUUUGAAGGUACAGGCUUCAAAUUUGGACCACAUGCAUAGUUUUGUAUUCUGAAAUAAAAUUUGACCUUGAUUUUGACCUAGUGACCUACUUUUACAUUUCUCAAGCUACAGCCUUCAAAUUUGGACCACUUGCAUAGUUUUGUGUACUGAAAUGACCUGUGACCUUUACCUUGACCUAGUGACCUACUUUCACAUUUUUAAGGUAAAGGCUUCAAAUUUGGACCACAUGCAUAGUUUUGUAUUCCGAAUUAAAAUUUGACCUUGAUUUUGACCUAGAGACCUACUUUUACAUUUCUCAAGCUACAGCCUUCAAAUUUGGACGACUUGCAUAGUUUUUUGUACCGAAACAAACUUUGACCUUACAUUGACCUAGUGACCUACUUUCACAUUUUUGACCUACUUUCACAUUUUUGAAGGUACAGGCUUCAAAUUUGGACCUCAUGCAUAGUUUUGUAUUCCGAAGUAAAAUUUGACCUGGAUUUUGACCUAGUGACCUACUUUUACAUUUCUGAAGCUACAGCCUUCAAAUUUGGACCACUUGCAUAGUUUUGUGUAACGAAAUGAACUUUGACCUUAAGAUUGACCUAGUGACCUACUUUCACAUUUCUGUAGCUACAGGCUUCAAAUUUAGGACCACAUGCAUAGUUUUGUGUACCGAAACAAACUUUGACCUUGACAUUGACCUAGUGACCUACUUUCACAUUUUUGAAUGUACAGGCUUCAAAUUUGGACCACAUGCAUAGAUUUGUGUUGUGUACGGAAACGAAAUUUGACCUUGAGCUAGUCAAUAAGUCUUGAAAUUUGGAACACUCAAAAAUGGCACAUUGGUGGGCGCCAAGAUCACUCUGUGAUCUCUUGUUUAUAUCUAUGUUUUCAUUGUUUUAAGACUUUUUAUUAGUCAGGUGUUGCUGUCCGCCAACAACUGUUGUUUUUAGCUCACCUGAGUACAAAGUGCUCAAGGUGAGCUUUUGUGAUCGCCCUGUGUCCGUCGUCAUUCGUCCAUCAUCCGUCAUUGGCAACAAUUUGACUGUUAACACUCUAGAGGUCACAAUUUUAGCCUAAUCUUAAUGAAUUGGUCAGAAUGUUACCCUAAAUAAAAUCUUGGACGAGUUCGACAUUGGGUCAUUUGGGUUCAAAAACUAGGUCACCAGGUCAAAUCAAAGGAAAAGCUUGUUAACACUCUAGAGGUCACAAUUUUGACCCAAUCUUAAUGAAACUUAAUCACAAUGUUACUCUCAAUAAAAUCUUGGACAGAGUCAAUAUUGGGUCAUGUAGUCAUGUAAAACUAGGUCACCAGGUCAAAUCAAAGAAAUAGCUUGUUAACACUCUAGAGGUCACAAUUUUGGCCCAAUCUUAUAGAAACUUGGUCAGAAUGUUAUCCUUAAUAAAAUCUUGCAGGAAUUCGAUAUUGGUUUACCUGGGGUCAAAAACUAGGUCACCAGGUCAAAUCAAAGGAAAAGCUAGUUAACACUCUAGAGGCCACUUUUAUGAUUCUAUCUUCAUGAAACUUGGUCAGAAUGUUAAUCAUGAUGAUCUUAAAGUCCUAUUUGAAUCUGGGUCAGGUAGGGUCAAGAACUAGGUCACCAGGUCAAAUCAAAGGAAAAGCUAGUUAACACUCUAGAGGCCACAUUUAUGACCUUAUCUUAAUGAAACUUGGUCAGAAUGUUAAUCUUGAUGAUUUAUAGGUCAGGUUCAAAUCUGGGUCAGGUGGAGUCAAAAACUAGGUCACCAGGUCAAAUCAAAGGAAAAGCUUGUUUACACUCUAGAGGCCACUUUUAUGACUGUAUCUUCAUGAAACUUAGUCAGAAUGUUAAUCCUGAUGAUCUUUAGGUCAGGUUCAAAUCUGGGUCAUGUGGGGUCAAAACUAGGUCACUAGGUCAAAUCAAAGGUGAUGAUCUUUAGGUCGCUAGGUCAGGUGAGCGAUACAGGGCCUUCAUGGCCCUCUUGUUUUAUAGUAUACCUUCAACCUACCCACAUUACAUGCCCCCCACCCCCACUGCCACCCUCCUUUGCACUACUUUUCAUUUUGUUUACUUUGUCAUAUUUCUUAUCACCAUUUAUUGUGUUUUGUUUAUUGUUUCUUACUCCACAUGCACCCACCGAAGAUUACAUCCUAAAACUGAACCCUUCUUUCAUAAUAUGUACAAUUCUUUCACUGUGACCUUUGUUGCCUGCAGACAUCUCUUUUUGUGUGUACAUGUAUAUAGUUGUGUACAAAUUUUGCCUAUGAAUUUAACUUUCUUGUUGUUUUGUGAUGUAAUAAUCUGUAUUGAAAAUGACAUGUUGAAAGAGACAAUAAAUGAUAGAAUAUUG